GACGGAUUCCGAGCGCACCAAUGACAUACAUCCGCGGGCCGAACAGCGCCUCCACACCCUCGAAAGGCGUACAGUGUGCAAGUUGGGAUGUUGUUUGGGCGUCUGUGUGAAGAAAAAACUGGCUGGAACCAGAUCUUGUCCUUAACCCUUCGCUUUCUAAUUCCCAUGAGGGGCAGUGGGAAGCGCGUGUGGCGACAGAGUCAAGCGGCUCGGGUACUUUCGACACCGGGACUCCUUUCUAUGCUGGCGGUAGGGAGCGUACAGAAAUGGUGCUGUGUGGACUCAAGAGACCACAUUUCUUGGGGCCGAACGUAUACACGGAGCCCCCAGAUGGAGGCUGGGGAUGGGUGGUGGCCGUGGCCUUUUUCUUGGUGGAGGUCUUCACCUACGGCACCAUCAAGAGCUUUGGUAUCUUCCUCCAAGAGCUGAUGAAGGAAUUUGGGGAGAGCAACAGCCGGGUGUCCUGGAUCGUUUCCAUCUGUGUCUUUGUCAUGACCUUUAACGGCCCUCUUUCCUCCAUGCUGACCAACCGCUUUGGCUUCCAGCUUGUCGUCAUGAUCGGAGGCGCCCUGAUCUCCGCGGGGACCAUCGCGACGAGCUUUACCACCUCCGUCAAUCAAAUGUACAUCACCUACGGCAUGGUGGCAGGUCUCGGCUACUGCUUGACAUUUUUACCCACGGUGACAAUCCUGUCACACUAUUUUAGCCGACGCCGCUCACUGGUCACCGCCAUAGCGUCCACUGGAGAGGCCCUGUCCAUGUUUGCUCUCGCCCCGGCCUUCUCCUCUUUGAGGGAUCUAAUCGGCUGGCGUCACACCAUGGCGGUGAUCGGAGCUUUGCAAGGCACCAUCGUUAUUUGCGGCGCUCUGCUUCGGCCAAUCGUCAUCCAGCCCAAAACAAGGCAGGAGACGGAGACGGACAGAUCCUCUCCGAAGAACGGGGACGCCCAAAGCACGCACGGGAACGUGGAGUGCGCCACCAAAGGCGAUUUGAUUGUCGAUGAGACAAAUGGACGGGAUUUUGUGAGGAACGCCGAUGUCCGCUACGAGGUCAACUGCAAGCAAGAUGAGAGGACAUUACUAACAAAUGAAGUCGCAGAGUUGCCCCCGGGUGACAAAAAUGACAAUAGCGCUGGAGGACAGAAGAACGAUGUGGAGAAACAAGUGGAUGAGAAACCCGUAAGGAGGUUUAAACUUCUGGAUUUCUCCAUACUCAAAGAGUGCAGCUUCAUCUUGUACUCGCUCUUCGGACUGUUUGCUACGUUAGGCUUCUUCGCCCCUCAACUCUACAUCAUCGAGCUGAGCGUCAGUCGCGGCGUCGAGCGCGAUCGCGCCACCUACAUGCUGUCCACCAUGGCGGUAGCUGAAAUUGUCGGUCGCUUUUUUAUCGGAUGGCUUCUGACACAGAAUCGGAUCCAGAAGAGGAAGCUGCUCGUCCUCCUGGCUUGCGUCAUUUCCAUGACCGCCGACCUGGUGGGAUUUACUCUGGUCACCGAGUUUUACGGGCUAGCGGUUUGCUGCGGCGUGUACGGGUUCUUCAUGGGGACCCUUGCAUGCACGCAUAUUCCCAUGCUGGCGGAGGAUGACGUGGUGGGCUUGGAGAGGAUGUCCUCCGCCGCCGGAGUCUAUGUGUUCAUACACAGCUUCGCGGGCCUGGCUGGACCACCACUCGGAGGUGUGUUAGUGGACGUGACUCAGAACUACGGGUCAGCCUUCUACUCGUGUGCAGUGGGCAUGGCGGUGAGUGCCGUCUUCCUGGGCUUAGUGAGACCUGCCAAGAGAGGACUACUUUGCAUGAAGAGGACAGGGAGGCUAAACGAAGACAGGCCUGAUGUGGUGAGAGGGGACUUUACGGAAGACGCUGACGUAGGCUCAUGAGGAACUUGAACCGAAUUGCGACAGAUGUCAUGUGGCAUGACACGCAGGUUUGACAUGUUGCUUGAGCUGGUCUUAACAGUGAAGAAUAUGGUGGCAAAGGUCAUCUAAAGGUGGACACUGAGGUGAAAAAAAAAAAAAAGCGGACAAAAUUGUUUAACCCUUUCAGGGAUUGCGGUUACUACAGUGGAUAGCUUAUCAUGUUAUUAGGUUACAGGGUGCACAUGAAAGGGUUAAGAUGCUGACUGGUCGCUUUGAGGGGAUCAGAAACGUACGAUACAAUUUUGACUUGCAUACCUAAUGUACCAAAAAGUGUUUUAUUUCGAGCGCAAGUUAAUACUGUUCUGUUGUAAUGGCUUUAGUUUACCA
This is a messenger RNA of Hippocampus comes (tiger tail seahorse), 2243 nucleotides long. Its product is annotated as monocarboxylate transporter 7-like. The transcript has 6 exons. Gene Ontology annotation, molecular function: monocarboxylic acid transmembrane transporter activity. The record is from RefSeq and is a predicted model, not a curated record. Lineage: Eukaryota; Metazoa; Chordata; Actinopteri; Syngnathiformes; Syngnathidae. Gene Ontology annotation, biological process: monocarboxylic acid transport; transmembrane transport. The coding region runs from base 267 to 1877 and encodes 536 amino acids.